This is a messenger RNA of Salvia miltiorrhiza (redroot sage), 1605 nucleotides long. Its product is annotated as adenine phosphoribosyltransferase 1-like. Gene Ontology annotation, cellular component: cytoplasm; cytosol. The transcript is spliced from 5 exons. Gene Ontology annotation, molecular function: adenine phosphoribosyltransferase activity. The coding region runs from base 205 to 1017 and encodes 270 amino acids. The record is from RefSeq and is a predicted model, not a curated record. Gene Ontology annotation, biological process: adenine salvage. Lineage: Eukaryota; Viridiplantae; Streptophyta; Magnoliopsida; Lamiales; Lamiaceae.
AAUAAAGAAAUUUGGAAACAAAAACCACUGAAGUCUUGCGUUUUUUGUAACAACACGACACAAACACUGAAACAGUAUUUUCUCAUGUUAGAGAAAGUUGAUUUGGAUAAAGAUUCUGAUAUCCAUAGAUGUUUAUAUCAUCAUAUGUGAUUAUUAUUCUACUAAACCCCAACUUUCCACAUUAUACCCUUUUAAAACACUGUGAUGUACGCUCUCUCUCAGGCUCAGCCGUCGCCCCUCAAAAUCCACGAGGCUAAAAUAGUCUCGUCGCUGCGCACUGCCAUUUCCCUCAAAUCAGAUUUCUUCUCACCUAACACUGCAGCAGCAGCAGUCACUACCACUGCGCGGAGGAGGAGCAGCACAAGCGAUCCGCAGAUCUACGUUCGGUCUUCUGGUGGCGCAACCCUACCGGAACGGCGGCGACUGAGCGGAGCAGCCAUGGCCACAUCGAACGUCGACGGCACCGACGACCGCAUUGCUCGGAUCGCCUCCACCAUUCGGGUCAUACCCGAUUUCCCCAAACCUGGGAUUAUGUUUCAGGAUAUAACGACGUUGUUGCUUGAUCAUAAGGCGUUCAAGGAUACCAUCGAUUUGUUUGUUGAGAGAUAUAAAGAUCAAAACAUCAGUGUUAUUGCGGGCAUUGAAGCAAGGGGUUUUAUAUUCGGUCCUCCAAUUGCAUUGGCUAUUGGUGCAAAAUUUGUUCCAAUGAGAAAGCCCAAAAAACUACCUGGGGAGGUAAUAUCAGAAGAGUACUCUUUGGAGUACGGAACCGACACGAUGGAGAUGCAUGUUGGAGCUGUGCAACCUGGGGAACGUGCAGUUAUAGUGGAUGAUCUCAUUGCUACAGGGGGUACCUUAAAUGCUGCAAUACGCUUGCUUGGACGUGUUGGGGUCACUGUGGUUGAGUGCGCCUGUGUUAUUGAAUUGAAAGAACUGAAGGUAUAUAUAACUCCUCUCCAAACUAAGGUGACAUGUAUUUUUAUUCCUUUUGCAUUGUUAAGGUGUUUGCCAAAUUGAAUACUGGGUACUCUUAAAUCUUCAAUAGUACGUCUAGUCUCAGGAAAUAGAACUCCUACUCUAAUCACUGCUUGAUCAUUUGUCCAAGUUGGACGAUUUAGUUGGCAAGUUUAUUCUACAAAAUUGAACCAUGUUACACCCUCAACAUAACUAGCUCUCGUCUUCCAACUGUUUCCAGUUACCAAAUUGCCUGAAGCAGAGAGGCAAACACAAUUUGAAUCUUCUAUUCUGAGUACCACUAUACCACUACAUGACCUAGCUAGCAAUGAUAUGAGCAAUUAAAUAUAAUUAGUUAUCUUGGUUUUUGAAAUCUCGUUUUUCUUAUUUGAGUUGUGUGUGUUUGUUAGUAACUGGUUUGUGUUGAAUUUAGGGUCGGGAGAAAUUAGGGGACAAAGCGCUGUUUGUUCUUGUGAGCGAGGAGACUUGAGGAGAGAAGGAAUGUUGGCCUUGCCCCACUAAUAAUUACUAGGUUGUGCCUCAUAAGACUCCUGUAUUCUAUGUACUAAUGAAUUACUGUUAUUUGGGUUGAUCAUGUCUAAACACCCUUUCAUUCAAGAAACCAAAUUUUAUUUUCAAACUUUGGAUAAA